AUAAACUCAUCAGAGUAACCUCUUGUUCUCGUUCAUCAGUUCAUGCAAACCCACUACUUUUGUAUCUCUCCAUAUAAUUGACAUCUUCAAAACCUCUCUCUGAUCACAAUCUCAAUUAGCUAGCUCUCUGUUAUUUUCUUCCUAGCUUCAAGGACUUGGAAUUAAUCCUGCAAAAUCUCUUCUUCAAAAUCUUUCCAAGCCUUCUUCUCUCGUUCGGGUUUUCUUUUGUGGGUCUUCCUCAGAAAUAGCUAAUUCCAACAACCAAACAUGAAGAACCGAGCUUCUGUUUUCCUAAAACAGAUCAUCUCUGUGAUAACCACCAUCGUCAAGGCCAAGUCCUUAGCAAUCAAGAGCAAAACAAGCGCCAUGAAGACUCGCCUUAUAAUCUUCUCGCUCUUGAAGAACAAAAAGGUUUUGUUGGCUUCAAUCUCUCACAAACUCCACGCACUGACCGCACAGCAAGAUAAAAGACAAGACAAAGACGAGAUGGACGACCAGAGCCAGGCUACCAUUGAAUUCAAUAGCAGGGCCAAUGAGGUGCACCCCAACCCAAGUUGCACCGAAUUGGUGAAGGUAGACGGGGAAGAAGAAGAAGAAGAAGACGAGGAUGAUAAGUACCCGGACCUCACCCACUCGCUGUUCGACGACGAGAAUGAUGACUUCGUCGACCAGGGUGGGUCGGUUAUAGAUCUGGUGAGGAACUCUAAGGAGGACAGAGAGAACUUCAGCCUUGAAGACGAGAUCGACCACGUUGCCGACUUGUUUAUAAAGAGGUUUCAUCGGCAGAUGAAAAUGCAGAAGCAAGAAUCGUUCAAGAGGUAUCAAGAGAUGUUGGAGAGGAGUGUUUAAAGAAAGAAAAGAAAACACAAGAUUGAUGUCUAUAACUUCUCUUUCGGGAUUGAAAUUUGGAGCCCAACCAGAUCAACAGCUAGGUUCUGUGGAGAUUGUUGGGUGGAAACGAUCCGUAAUUAUCGGCUUCGGAUCCGAUUUUCUUUUUUCUUUCUUUCUUUCUAUUGUUUCUCAUGCACUUGAUACUGUAAUUGUAGAAUAGUUAUAACAAAGGAAAUAAAAAAUGGCACGACUAUUUUUUUAGGCCAAAUCUGAGUCUAGGUUUUG
Molecule: messenger RNA, 1116 nt
Organism: Nelumbo nucifera (sacred lotus)
Lineage: Eukaryota; Viridiplantae; Streptophyta; Magnoliopsida; Proteales; Nelumbonaceae
Source: RefSeq, a predicted model, not a curated record